Molecule: messenger RNA, 2855 nt
Organism: Melanotaenia boesemani (Boeseman's rainbowfish)
Lineage: Eukaryota; Metazoa; Chordata; Actinopteri; Atheriniformes; Melanotaeniidae
Product: ammonium transporter Rh type C 2
Exons: 11
Coding region: 62-1528 (488 amino acids)
Biological process (GO): ammonium transmembrane transport; ammonium homeostasis
Cellular component (GO): plasma membrane
Molecular function (GO): ammonium channel activity
Source: RefSeq, a predicted model, not a curated record
GCAGCCAGCCUGAAGAGUAUCAGCAUCAUCAUAAGAAUAUCAUCAGGAGAAACUCACCAAGAUGGGGAACUGCUGCGGCGGUACAGGAAACUUUUUUGGCCCACAGAAGAACACCUACAUGCGUGUUAGUCUGCCGGCCGUCUGCUUCGUUUGGCAGAUUGCUAUGAUUGUGCUGUUUGGGAUUUUUGUACGGUAUAAUGCGGAAGCCGAUGCACACUGGGUUGAGACUAAAAAAGAGGAGAACAUCACCAGUGACAUUGAGAAUGACUUCUACUACAGAUACCCCAGCUUCCAGGAUGUUCAUGUCAUGAUCUUUGUUGGAUUUGGUUACCUCAUGACAUUUCUGAAACGCUACAGCUUUAGCGGUGUGGGCUUCAACUUCCUGAUUGCCUCUUUUGGUCUGCAGUGGGCUCUUCUCAUGCAAGGCUGGUUCCACUCCCUCGACCCCGACACUGGAAAAAUCUAUAUCGGCAUUGAAAAUCUGAUCAAUGCAGACUUCUGCUGUGCCGGCUCUCUGAUUGCCUAUGGGGCCCUCCUGGGCAAAGUAAGCCCUGUCCAGCUGAUGGUUGUCACCUUAUUUGGUGUUACACUGUUUGCUGUGGAGGAAUUCAUCAUCCUCGAACUCUUUCAUUGCAGAGAUGCUGGCGGCUCCAUGGUCAUUCACUGCUUUGGAGGGUACUAUGGUUUAGCUAUUUCCUGGGUGCUCUACCGACCAAACCUCAACCUCAGUAAACGCCUCCAGGGAUCAACUUACCAGUCUGAUGUGUUUGCAAUGAUUGGGACCCUGUUUCUGUGGAUGUUCUGGCCCAGUUUCAACUCAGCCAUCACAGACCACGGCGACGCUCAACACAGGGCAGUCAUCAAUACCUACAUUGCCCUCGCCUCCUCUGUUCUCACUACAGUGGCCAUCUCCAGCAUGUUUCAGAACAAAGGAAAACUGGACAUGGUACAUAUCCAGAAUGCCUCUCUGGCAGGAGCUGUUGCUAUGGGGACAGCAUCAGAGUUUAUGAUCACACCUUAUGGCUCCCUAAUUGUGGGUUUCUGCUUGGGAAUCAUCUCCACCUUUGGCUAUGUGGUCGUAACGCCCGUUUUAGAGCGGUCUUUCAAGCUUCAAGAUACAUGCGGUAUCCACAACCUUCACGCAGUGCCGGGCAUGCUUGGUGGCUUCAUAGGUGCCAUCGUCGCAGCAACAGCUUCUGAGUCUGUCUACAGUAAAGAGGGGUUAAUAAAGACAUUUAACUUGGAAGGCAAGUACCAAAACAGGAGUAUGGGAACGCAGGGAGGCUUUCAGGCUGCUGGCACAUGUGUGGCGAUGGCAUUUGGACUCAUCGGAGGAGCCAUUGUUGGUUUUAUCCUGAAGUUGCCCAUCUGGGGUGAUCCUGCUGAUGACAACUGCUUUGAUGAUGAGGCCUACUGGGAGCUUCCUGAAGAUGAGGAGACCAUCCCUCCUGUCUUGGAGUACAACAACCACAUGACCCACAAGCAUCACGAGAUGUCAGAGUCCAACUUCACUAUGGAGCAAAUUUAGAGCCAAGCACUGGGAGCCCAAACCCAUUUUGUUGGGUUGAACUUGAUGCUGCUGAGAAGCAACAUUCAUUUAUUAAGAUACCAUAAGAAUGAACAAAGAUUCUCUGACACUCCUGUUUGGCACCACUUACACCUGAUACAUUUGUCAGGCUUGUCGAAUUAUCAGAUGCCACAGAUUAAAAAAAAAAAUCUAAUAUAUGGGAAAUAAUUCAAUCUGAAUGCUAUUUUAAUUGCUAAAUCAGAUUUGUUUUCUCAUUGUGUAAGUGAUGUUAUAAAUUUGGUUUGGAAAAGUAAUGUUCUGUUUCCAGUCUGUAUGAUGUGAGGUCAGAGAUGCUGUGUUUAUGUACUAUAAGCUGAUUAUGAUACUCUGAAAACGUUUUUUUCUGAAAUGUAUUGUGAUUUCAUGAGUAAAAGUAAAUACCACAUUUUUAAGGCCUAUAACAAGCCUUUAAAUAUAAUAUCCUUUGAUGAAAGAAGAGUCUGUUAAAAGCAUUGCAUAGUGUAGUGCAGGCAUAAAAGAAUGUGUUUAUGAAUCAGAAGUAUUCGUGUUGUUAAAUUAUGUUUAGAUUUUUUUUUCUUUUAUUCUUCUUUCCUUUUUUUUUUUUUUUUUUUCUUUUUUGUUAAAUUAGAUUUUGUAAGUCUUGCUGUUUGUACAUAUAAUUUCACCUUUAUCACACACUAUAUGUUUGGAAACUAUCUGACUCUAAAAACUGAAGCUCUGAGUAACCAUGAUACAGCUUCUUGUUGAACGUUACCUCCAAGGAGCUCAAGAAAGUGCAUUACCUCAUCAGUCAAUCUUUCUUUUUACAAAAAUGCAUUGAUUACUGGCCUCACUAAUAAAAACGUUGAGGAAUAUAUAAAUAUAUAUAUUAAUCUUUAAUUAAUAUUUUAUCAAUGUCAAAUAUAUAAAAGGAAACAUUUAUAAUCUUUGUGCAACUGCUCAGUUAAAAACAUUUAUGGCUGAAAUGUCAUUUUAAAUGAAAAACAAAAAGCUCACUUGGCACAUUAAGCAAGAAAAUGAUUAUGCUCAUCUGGCAGGUUGUAGUAGCUGAUGCAAUAUUUCAGACAAGUUGUUCUGCUACAGUUUUGAGGGUGGAUGCUCUUUUUUAAAACAGCAGUGCACAGUACAUGAUGAUGAUGAUGCAAUCACAGUGUGACUGCAUUGCUAAUUAGCAAGUUGCAUUGUAUCAUUGUUACAAAUGAAAAUGUUGCUUUAACCUGGCUUUUUUUUCCCUCUUUACAUCCAACCAUUGCUUUAAUUUUUUUUUUACACAAGCAGUCUUGUUCAAAAAUAUGCUGAAAAACUGGAAUAAAUUAUAGUCAUAUGA